Molecule: messenger RNA, 956 nt
Organism: Rhodofomes roseus
Lineage: Eukaryota; Fungi; Basidiomycota; Agaricomycetes; Polyporales; Fomitopsidaceae
Exons: 7
Coding region: 218-703 (161 amino acids)
Source: RefSeq, a predicted model, not a curated record
GCGACUAUCUAUCGUUGUCUUCCUAUUGCUCCUUCUGCGCAGUGGUUACGAUGCGUUCCAAGGGAUCAAUAUUAUUGGUGUUGCUGUCCCUCGGCCAGUUGGGUGUGUAGUUGAAACUGCCUAUUCAGUGGCCAUUGCAUGUCUGUGCCUCAAUUUUUGAGAAUCUUGCGGAGACUCAUACAUUACAACAGUAUAUAUUGCGUCAAUAGCUGCCUCAAUGGCUGCGGAUGCUAUCGUAUUCAUUGUCACCUGGCGCCGCACUUACCAUGUGGCACGACUUGCCCGCGAGGCGGACAUCGAGGUGUCUCUCAGCUCACUGUUGUUGAGAGAUGGAACAGUAUACUUUGCGUUACUCUGCAUCGUGAACUGCAUCACCCUUAUUACAGAUAUGAAGAUGAAUAAGAAUGGCAUCAAUUCCUAUAUUACUAUCACAAUAUCGGCCAUCUUAGUCUUGCACAUGCUCCUCAACCUGCGAGAAGCGAGCCUUCGCACUGAUGGCAUGUCAACGUCUUCCGACCUCGGCGGAUCCCAUUCAGCGACCAUGCCUGACAUAGACUUCGCGCGGGGCGUCGAUGCAUUCGGGGCAAGCUGGAAUGAUGCUGAAGAUGCGGACAUCGACGAAGGCUAUCUCGAGGAUGACGGUGGGCCGGAGGUUGAUGUGACGGGUAGCGAGACGGCGGAAAUCGGAUCGGCUGAAGCGUAGGACACUACAUCUGCCCUUGGUGCAGUGUCUCGCGAGCGGAUUUGCUGGCCUGCGCACGAUGGCACCGGGAGUCUCAUGAAUAUGUUUUGUCGUGCUUGGCAGCUGCUCCCGUUUUUAUAGUUACUUUCCGAAGUCCGGUUUCCGUUCUUUGACUGGUGAUAUACGGACGAUCGCUCGUGUAUUCAUUUAUGUAUAGCCUAUUCGAGCUGCUAGCAGCUCCCAUCCUCGCCACAUUUUUUGUCUACAGGACAUC